AUGCCGAUGGAACUGCUAUGGCUGUGUCUCAACGUGGGAUUGUUUUGGAAAACUUUCCGACUCUAUUAUUGCGAACCGCAGUAUUACUAUUUGCAUCGGAUGCUGGGGCUAGGGUUGUGCCUCAGCCGAGCCUCAGCUGCUGUUCUUAAUCUCAACUGCAGCCUGGUCCUGCUGCCCGUCUGUCGGGUUCUCCUGGCGCUGCUUCGCGGCUCCCAGAAGGUAAGAGAAGUCUUCGUGAUCCAUGUUGCCGCCCACUUGGUGAACGCUUUGAACUUCUCUAUGAAUUACAGCGAAGAGUUCCUCGCGCUCAAUGCAGCCAGCUACCGUGGUGAAGAUCCCAGGAAAUUCCUUUUUGCAACAGUUCCUGGAUUAACCGGUGUCCUUAUGGUGCUAGUCUUGUUCCUAAUGUCUACUGCAUCCACUUAUGCCAUUAGGGUUUCAGAUUAUGACAUAUUUUGGUAUACCCACAACCUCUUCUUUGUCUUCUACUUGCUGCUGAUACUGCACGUUUCUAGAGGAGUUCUGAAAUACCAAACUAACCUAAAAGAGCACCCCCCUGGGUGUUUCGAUCCCAAUGGGACCGCCGAAAAGGACAUUCCAUUUGAAAGUGGCUUCAAAUCGUCUCUCACAGGAAGUGCCGUAGAGCGUUUCCCAGGACCGUUGAUGGAACUGCAGCCACUUCUGAAAAGCAACGUUGCUUGUGCAGAAGAGCCCAAAUUCCAAGCCUGUUUCCCUGAGACUUGGCUCUGGAUCUCCGGACCAUUAUGCUUAUAUUGUGUGGAAAGACUGUAUCGUUAUAUCUAUAGCAGUUAUAAACCUGUCACACUCACUGCGGUGAUCCACCAUCCGUGUGAUGUCCUUGAAAUACAGAUGGUGAAGGAAGACUUUAAAGCAAGACCUGGACAGUAUGUCAUUCUGCACUGCCCAAGUGUGUCCUCUCUUGAAAGCCAUCCCUUCACUCUUACAAUGUGCCCAACAGCUACCAAGGCAACAUUUGGAGUGCACAUUAAAAUCAUAGGAGACUGGACAGAGAGAUUGCGAGAUCAGCUGCUCCUACAUUCAAGCUGGGAUGCCGCGAUUCUGCCAGUCUUCCAUCAAAGAUGUUAUCCUAA
This is a messenger RNA of Protobothrops mucrosquamatus (brown spotted pit viper), 1112 nucleotides long. RefSeq names its product NADPH oxidase 4 (gene NOX4). NCBI's taxonomy places the organism in Eukaryota, Metazoa, Chordata, Lepidosauria, Squamata, Viperidae. Gene Ontology annotation, molecular function: superoxide-generating NAD(P)H oxidase activity. The transcript is spliced from 12 exons. Gene Ontology annotation, cellular component: plasma membrane; NADPH oxidase complex. The record is from RefSeq and is a predicted model, not a curated record. Gene Ontology annotation, biological process: defense response; superoxide anion generation. The annotation marks the transcript as partial.